This is a messenger RNA of Durio zibethinus, 1599 nucleotides long. RefSeq lists its product as uncharacterized. The record is from RefSeq and is a predicted model, not a curated record. NCBI's taxonomy places the organism in Eukaryota, Viridiplantae, Streptophyta, Magnoliopsida, Malvales, Malvaceae.
CGGAACGCAACUUAAAAUGGCAGCUAUUUAAAGAGAAAGAAGAAAAAAAGAAAGAGGUUAAGCUGUGAAAUUUCCUUUGUUGGGUUUUUAAUGGCGGAAUUAGAGAAGCAAGAGAGAGUUGUUGUAAAUAGAAACAAAGAUAAAGAAAAGGAAGAAGAAGAAGAAGAAGAAGAAGAGAGGUUGUUAGAGGGAAUGGCGGUGUUGGAUUUCGACAUGCUAUGUUCCACCGUGGCUUUGCAAACCCAUGGCAAAUGGAGGAAACUUGAAAACGCCGAGGAUUGUUUAGAACAAGGAAACGGAGACUUUGGUGGCGUUUUCAGGAUGUGGGAAGGUGAAGUUGUUCUUGAUUUCUUGGAUGACCGCCGUGUCGCUCUCCAAUCUACCUGUUGCCCCUGCUACAGAUUUGGGAAGAACAUGAGGAGAGCUGGCUUCGGAUAUUGUUUUCUUCAGGGAACCGUUUAUUUCAUUCUUGUUUUGAGUGUGUUUCUCAACUUCCUUGCCUUUAUUGUCACCAAGCGGAAUUACUUUCUGUAUUUGGCUGGUGCUUUCAUCUUAUCUGUUGGAGCAUAUUUGGGUUUCUUCCGCAUGCAGAUAGAAAGAAAAUUCAAUAUUAGGGGUAAUGAUAGCUUAUUGGAUGAUUGCAUCUACCAUCUCAUCUGCCCUUGCUGUACAUUAUCCCAGGAGUCUAGAACAUUGGAGAUGAACAAUGUCCAAGAUGGUACAUGGCACGGUCGUGGUGAUAUAUGCAUAGGAAGCUAUGGUGAAGGCAGAAAAGCGUUCUUUGAGCUACACCCUCCUUCUCCUAUAUCAAUUAAGACUCCUGAGCCCUGCAACAUGCAAAAUAGUUUAAAUGGUGAUGAUAAUGCUUGAACAUGAGAACUUGCAUAUUCAAAGAUCUUGUCCAAUAUUGGCUGGAACAGCCAAUCGCAAAUAUCCCAGAAAAUUUAUUCUUUGAUGGAGGGAUGCUAGACAAGCAGAUGGAAGAGCAAAGUGUUUGUGGCUUGGAUUAUAGAAUCCUGCAGGAAUGGUGAUCCGGUUUAUUCAAGGAGAAAGAUAAUGGUGCUUCCAUGUGCAUGAAAGGAAACUAUUUGUAGCAGUGUGGAGGAAGUAAUAGGAGAUCCUAUCCAACUUAAUAUUUCAUUGUUACUUUUCCCAUAUAGACUUUGAAUCUAUGCCCCCGUUCAUCUCUUCCUUGAUUGACUAGGGAACACCUAAUUCACCGUGACUGAAAUAGAUGCUUCUCUCUAGAAAGUAUAUUUUUUAAAGGAUAGCUUGGAAAUAGGUUUUUAUUUUAUUCCAGGACUUUUUUUAUUCUUUCUGUCAAUAAAUAUAGCUUGUGCCGACUGUACUAGUAUUAAUCAUUGAAUUCAGCAGAUUGAUAGUUUCUCCAAUAUUGCAGGCUUCAGAUUACAGUAUACGACUUAGUCUGAUGGAGAGAGAGCAACAGGGUGAUUGUGUCUCAUACUCUGUUUUUAGGACUAAAAUACUGUCUUUACGACUGAAACUUCUUUCCAUGGAAGUUUCAGAAAGGGUGAAAGCGUUCCAAUUAGGGAUAGCUUAGGAAUAGCAACGGGUUGGGGCGGGUUUUUGAUUAGUCCG